CUACUACACUUAAUCAUUGGUUUAUAUAAGCAAGAAAGCAAAGCAUACUCGAAAAACAAAAGGCAUUACCCAAAACCAAACCCAAAAGGCAAAUCGAGCAAAGCAAGCAACGAUAAAGCAAAAAGCUUAAAAAAGUUUAGCCAAAACUUCCCUUAUCUCACCAAAAAAAAAAAUGGAGGAAUUCGAUGAAGACAUGACCCCAUUUUGGCUCCGAACCACCGACAACCGCCGCCUCCGCCGCCGCCAUCUCUUGUUCAAUACCGGUAUUAUUAUUAUCCUCUUAUUAGCCGUCGCAUUCGCUUUUAUCUUCAUCAUCAUCCCUUCCUUCUUGUCUUUCACUUCCAAAAUAUUCAAGCCACAACUCGUUAAAAAAUCAUGGGAUUCCCUCAACCUAGUCCUCGUACUUUUCGCCAUUAUCUGUGCUUUUCUUAGCAAAAGCAACGGCGACAAUGAUGCCAAUGAGACCCCAACUUCUUCUUACCAAGAUUACAAGUUUUCUUCGACACCGAGACAUGUUGACCAUCAUGUUCGAAGCUCAACUCCAGGUCAAUGGAGUUACGAUCACGCAUUGUCAUCAGAUCGGACGGCGUAUAACUCGCUGCGGAGGAUGAGAAGCAGCAGUUCAUAUCCAGAUCUACGUCAGGAAUCUACUUGGACAAUGAACGGCGAUGAUCGGUGGAGGUUUUAUGAUGAUACUGGGUUGUAUAAUUACCGGAGUAGGUCGAGGCGGGAGCAUGAUGAAGAACAAGUUUACUUAAAUAACUUAAAGGAUAUAGCUGUCGAUACUGUUCAUCGUACGUCUCCGCAGCUAGUGUCAGUUCCACCACCUGCAGCAGCCGCAGCAUCGCCUCCAACGCCGCCUCAGUCGCCUCCACCGCAGCCUCCUAAGGCUGUUAGAAGGAAACCUAAGCGGGCUUAUGAAGAUGUUCGACUUAGGGAGAGAAGUGAACGUAAGGAAGACGCGUACAGUGAGGUAACAAACAAGUAUUCUCUUCCAUCACCAUCAUCACCGCCGCCAACUAAGCCACCAGCUUCACCACCUCCACCUCCACCUCAUCCACCGCCUCCACCUCCGCCGCCGCCGCCAAUAUCUGGGUCGGAAAAGAGAAGUAAGAAGAGUGAGAAAAAGAGAGGUGGAGUGACUAAAGAAUUCUUAACUUCGUUAAGAAGAAAAAAGAAGAAGCAAAGGCAAAGAAGCGUGGAAAACCUUGAUGAAUUCUUCAACCUUGCAACACUUCCUUUAUAUCCACCCCCAUCGCCGCCGCCGCCGCCGCCACCUCCACCACUACCGUCGUUCUAUAACAUCUUCUCUUCCAAGAAAAACAAAGCCAGAAAGCAUCAUUCAACCUCUCCACCUCCAACGCUGCCACCGUCAAUGGAAGCGCGUGCAUCGAAAAGAGAACCCAAUAAACCACCUGUAACGACGAUCCAGAAAUCUCCUUUGCCAGUCAAGAUAAGAAACGUCAACAAUGUCGAAGAGAACGUCGAAAGUGGUAACGAAUCGCCGUUCAAUACAAUCCCUCCGCCGCCACCCCCUCCACCGUUUAAAAUGCCGGCGUGGAAGUUCGAAGUACAUGGUGAUUUCGUCAGAUUAAAAAGCAUCAACAGUUCAAGGAGUGGGUCACCGGAUUUGGAUGAUCCAUUAAGCGGUGAAUCGAGCCCUGCGGAUGGAAAUAAAACCGGACGUGUCGACGGCGGAGAAUCGAUGGCAGGCCCAUUGUUUUGUCCAAGCCCAGAUGUGAAUACCAAAGCUGAUCAUUUCAUUGCAAGGUUCAGGGCUGGUUUGAAGCUGGAGAAGAUAAACUCUGUCAAAGGGAGGUCUAAUCUCGGCCUUGAUCCAGGCCCAAGCUCUGUGUAAGAAGCAGAACCCUAUGAGUCAUUUAGUAUUUUUUUCCUGAAAAUUUGUUGAUUUGAGUUAUUCAUUCUCACCCUUACAUACACAGAAGAAGCUAAAUCACAGGAUUCUUUUUCUUUUUUGUCAUUUUUUCAUUAAGUACGAUUACAAUGUAUGUAUUUAUUCAAAUUGUUGUAGGUGAUUUUUUGUUGUUUCAUGUAUUAGAUAUUAUUGUAAAUUUGGGAUUCUUUUUGGUGUGAAAUAAAAGGCAAUCAAUCAUAUAA
Gossypium raimondii (Peruvian cotton) is the source of this 2118-nucleotide messenger RNA. RefSeq lists its product as uncharacterized. Lineage: Eukaryota; Viridiplantae; Streptophyta; Magnoliopsida; Malvales; Malvaceae. Bases 173 to 1858 code for a protein of 561 amino acids. The record is from RefSeq and is a predicted model, not a curated record. The transcript has a single exon.